Hypoxylon trugodes is the source of this 781-nucleotide messenger RNA. RefSeq lists its product as uncharacterized. The record is from RefSeq and is a predicted model, not a curated record. The coding region runs from base 167 to 607 and encodes 146 amino acids. Lineage: Eukaryota; Fungi; Ascomycota; Sordariomycetes; Xylariales; Hypoxylaceae. The transcript has a single exon.
CAGAGGUUUUCAAUAUGAUUUGAUUUUUUCUCCCCUAAUUAUACAUUAUAAGAUAUAAUUUGCUUAUGAAUUGUUCUAAUUAUGUUCUCUAACAGUGGCCGAUUCGCAGCUAAACGGAAUAGACAAGCUCGUCCAGAGCCUUGUCAUCCCAAAUGCAGAAAAGGAAAUGCAAUCAAAAUGCGAGAACCUCCUACAAUCCAGCCAGAUCCCAGCGGACGCAUCUAAUACCGACACCCGAAUUCAAGACAUAUUUAACUUUUUAUUUGAUACCAUUCAAGCCGGGGGCACCACUUCAAGACUUGCCUAUUAUCGAUUGUAUGGAUACUUUGAGACUUUAGAGAACUUAAUUCAAGCGGAAAGAAAGCAAGGCUUCCACGACGGGAAGAAGACUGCAAGUGUUGCAAUCGAUACGGUCAGGGGUCACAGGCCUAACGGGACCAUUCAGCCAAACGUAGCUUCCUCUAAACUAUUACAGACAAGGUUACUACCCAGCUACACUCCCCAAUCGAAGCUUCAACAUGCGGUCCAGCUCGGUAGACCCAUCCGCCCGUAUGCCUUUCUCAUCCAUAUCCCGGAGCAACCUGUCGAUGUAUUCUCCUGCUGCUGAUAGGUGGAGAAUAUGCGCAAUAGCACGAUGGACGGCUAGAAGUCGGGGUGAGGGAGGAUCAAUUGUUCGGGUAGCGGUAAGAUGAAGCGUGCGAGUGAUAGGAAGGGCUGGGUCCCGGAUGGCGUAUCGAGGGAGAAACGAGUCAAUCCGGUAGGUAUGUUGGUCGGCUGAAAC